Molecule: messenger RNA, 1880 nt
Organism: Oryza brachyantha (malo sina)
Lineage: Eukaryota; Viridiplantae; Streptophyta; Magnoliopsida; Poales; Poaceae
Product: disease resistance protein RGA2-like
Exons: 1
Coding region: 55-1527 (490 amino acids)
Molecular function (GO): ADP binding
Source: RefSeq, a predicted model, not a curated record
GACAAGCUACUUCCUCCCAAAGGCUCAAGGAGAACUCAGCCGCUGCACCUGCACAUGGAGUUUCUGGUCUCUGCUGCGGCAAGUGAUCUUAUCAGCCGAUUCAUCUCUUCGGUAGCGCAAAAUUACAGCAACCAUGCAAGCAAGGCGGAUGAUCGCGCAAGGCUGGAACGCGUCUUGCUGAGGAUGCACUCUGUCGUCGAGGAAGCAGAUGGGCGCCACAUCACAAAUCGAGGAAUCCUCCUGCAGCUGAAGGGACUCAUGGAGGGAUUCUACGUCGGAUGCUACAAGCUCGACAAGAUCAAGUUCCAACCACCACCUGAAGAAGAAGAGGGCAUCGAAGAUGAGGUGAGCCAUGAGGUUCAGUCUGCUUUUAAGCGAUUUCGUUUUGCUGAUGCCAUAAGAAAACACACACCAGUAGCCUUUGGUAGCAGGAGCACAAGAACCCUGAAAGAUGUUGUUGAAGGUUUAGAGACCAAGAUUGCAGAUAUGAGAGAAUUCGUCAUACUCCUUGGCAGCUAUCCUUGUGUGCCUCGCCAGCCUUACAGUACGUUUCUGUUCAUGGAGCAGUGUAUGUUUGGUCGCCGUGUUGAGAAAGAGCAAGUCAUCAAUUUCUUGCUUUGCAGUGAUCCCCAUGAACCAUUUGUCAGUGUUCUUCCUAUCAUUGGACCACGAAAUAUUGGAAAGAAAACUCUUGUGCAGCAUGCAUGCCAGGAUGAGCGGGUGCGCAACUUUUUCUCCCACAUACUUUUCUUUAAAGAAGAUGAUCUGAAGAUCGGAGAGCUCUCGGUUAACUCCAAGGCUUCUCCAGGGAAGUAUUUGUUUGUGAUUGAGUUCAUUUGGGAUGUUGUGGAUGAGGCAGCAUGGACAAAAUUUCAAUCAUACUUACAGAACAUGAAAGCUACCGGAAUUAAGGUUGUAGUCCUAAGUAGAACGGAGGACAUUGCAAAGUUUGGGACAUCCCAACCCAUCAGGCUGAAGAGGCUGUCUGAAGAAGGGUACUGGUACUACUUCAAGGCACUUGCAUUUGGAAGUAUGGAUCCUGAUGAACACCCAAGGCUAGCAUCUCUGGCCAUGCAGGUGGCUAAUGAGAUGAAUGGAUCAUUUAUUGGUGCAACUAUAAUAGGAGACGUUCUAAGAGCUAAUCCGAACACUCAACUCUGGAAGAGAAUGUUGCUGAUGCUAACACAGCUGAGACAAAAGCACAUGUCUUCCAGUGGCUUGCACCCUACCGAUCUUCUGGGAAGAAAUAUCCCUUAUGAUUUCAGUUUGGGUGGCCAAGUUCAAGAUUAUCUGGUCUAUGAUCUUAGGGUGGCUGACCCUGCACAAAGUGAGCUGCCAAAUUGGACAUGGCGAGAGAUGCUGCUGGGUGGCGACGUUCCUGUCGAAGAUAAGUUUGAUGUGCUCAUAUGGAAAUCUCGCAUUCCACCCUACUGUGCCUACAUAGUUACUCAUGAGAAACGGAAACCACGGUGUAGUGUUGGCAAGAGGAAACAUCUAGCACUGAGGAAAUAUAAGCAGAAAUCUUGAUUGAGGGGGAAAAAAUUUCUACAGUGUCGACAGUGUAGGUUAAAAGUCUGGGUAAUGCCUUGACAGGUUCUAGCAACUACUGAAAGUAGCACAUACUUUGUUGCUGUAUGUUCAAAAGAGAACUGCUGUUGUAUCUGUGUGUAGUUUGGAUAUGUGAAGUGCAGUUAGUUCCUAUUGGUACCCUGACUAGUAUUAUGUGUGUGUGGCAGAAACGUUUUCAAAAAGAAACUUGUAUUUAUGUCAUGUGUAUGACCAGUUUUAAUUUACUACUUUGUGUUUCUGACUACUAUCACCUAUUAUUGGGUCUGUUACAACUCAAUCAGUUUCAGUCCCUUUCCUCAAGCAGUUUUAAU